CGGUCGAAUCGUCUCGGUAGUAAAAGUGUUUAAUCGUUUUGUAAUUUACGCGGGGUUAUCGUGCGUUAUCGAACGAAAUCGCAGCACUCGAGAUGCAGCAACAAAUCUUCUUGUUGCUAGCAACGGUGCUGCUGGUUUUGCUGAGCGAGGUUGUUACCGUGACGACCACCACGAGCGGAUCAUCGAACAGCGCGAACCGGGUUCCUCUGGAUCCCCAGAAUACCCGCGUCUGGGGUCCGGGGGUGGAAAUACCGGAUCGUGCCACUCUGCCUGCACGCUACUUUUUCAUCGAACCGCGUGAUGCGGAUAAUCUAAAAAUUAAUGAAUCACAAAAAUAUGACGUACACAUUAUCGGACAAUCUCGGUUCGGAUCUUGUCGUUAUCGAUUAAAUCAGAUCGAUCGGCACGAUGGUUCCUCCAUCCUACGCUACCGGCUGGCCGAAUCAUGCACUGACGUCACCAUCCACGUUCGCCAUAAUGGGGCUCAUCUGAACGGAUCCCCAUUCGCAAUCGCCGGUCCCCUCUACACCGAGCAGUGCUACUGUCCACAGGGUUCCGCCGACGAGUGGCUAGAAUCGGUCGGUUGCCCUCCCGGCGAUCCGCAGAUCGAUAUGGAUUUGAUCCCGUUCAGGGCGAUCAAUUUCUCCAGUCUGCGAACCCGUAUGAUCCAACAGUACGACAAACCGGGGAGCAUAUCACACUGUAACUACGUAAUCCUGCGGAACGACGUACACCGGCGUUGCUAUGGGCAACAUACGGGAUUUAGCAAAUUCAUGGACACCAUACUGUUGUCGCUGGCACGCAAGUUCUCGCUGCCCGAUAUGGAGCUAUUCGUAAAUCUGGGCGACUGGCCGCUGGUGAAGAAGGGUGGCCCAAGCCGGACCACGGGACCAUAUCCAAUCUUCUCCUGGUGUGGCAGUGACGAUACCUUCGAUAUCGUGAUGCCAACGUACGAUAUCACCGAGUCCACGCUGGAAAACAUGGGCCGCGUGAUGCUGGAUAUGCUAUCGAUCCAGAAACGUGGCAUUCCAUGGCCGGACAAACACCGGAAGGCGUUUUGGCGAGGCCGAGAUGCACGUCGCGAGCGGUUGGAACUGGUACGGCUCGCACGCCGUCAUCCGGACCUGCUUAACGCUUCGUUGACGAAUUUUUUCUUCUUCCGCGAUGAGGAGAGCGAGUUUGGGCCCCGAGUGGCACACAUUUCGAUGCAUGAUUUCUUCGACUAUCGGUAUCAGGUGAACGUGGAUGGCACAGUGGCCGCCUACCGAUUACCGUACCUGCUGGCCGGCAGUUCGGUUGUGAUGAAGCAGGAUUCGUUUUACUACGAGCACUUCUACCGGAAACUGGUUCCGAUGCGCCAUUACAUACCAUUCGAGGCGGAUCUGUCCAAUCUGCUGCAGCAGGUGGAGUGGGCUCGCGAAAACGACGAGAAAGCGCAGGAGAUCCGGGACAAUGCGAACGCGUUCAUUAACGCCAAUCUGCUCCCGCUGGACAUCUACUGCUAUCAUGCACUGCUGUUCAAGGAGUACGCCAAAUACAUCGUCAGUCCGAUUCAGGUGCAGCCUGGAAUGGAGAAGAUCGAGCAACCGGAAGAAGCUUACCAUUGUCCCUGUGAGAGGACAACCUUACCAAGAGAUGAAUUGUAAAAAGGGACUCUAAAUAGUUAAGCGAUAUACGCAUCUCGGACCAAAAAAAUCGCGACAGCAAAAUAUCAUUCCACGGAACAAACCUUGCAACCUGUAUCCAAGCUGUGAUCUAUUAGUUCUUUCGCAUGCCUCAGCUACCCUUCAUUCAGAGAGCGAUAGAAGUAGGUAACAGGGCAUUCGUAUAGGCAUCCUCUCCUUCUUCUUCAAUCUGCUAUUCCGUUAACACGGACACGGCGUACGGAGGUAGUGUUGUUCCUAGUCGAAAGUAUUAAAGAGGAUGAAUUUCUCUGCCAAACUACUCGAAUACUGGUGGCCAAAGUGAAUUUUUUUUGGCGACUCACCUCCGGCACCAUAUGUGGUGAUGAAGGGCUAACUUAUCACUGUUUUUAGUAGUUCAAAGAAUACCACUUAACGCUCUCUGCACGUCCUUUGCUGGCCCUGCUGAUGGUUUCUUAGAAUAUUUAUCGGGCAAAAGCAAUGGUCACACCUUGACACGUUACUGUUCAGAGUUUGCGAGUAGUUACCGGGCCGCUCUACGGUGUGGCUGGUUUCCACGGUGUCCUACUGUCUGUGUAGCUCGUGGUGCUUACACGUAGAGUCAGCUAAAGAAUUCAAAUUAAAGUGAAUAAAGUUGAAUACAU
Molecule: messenger RNA, 2287 nt
Organism: Anopheles darlingi
Lineage: Eukaryota; Metazoa; Arthropoda; Insecta; Diptera; Culicidae
Product: protein O-glucosyltransferase 2-like
Exons: 3
Coding region: 93-1646 (517 amino acids)
Cellular component (GO): endomembrane system
Molecular function (GO): protein binding; glucosyltransferase activity
Source: RefSeq, a predicted model, not a curated record